AUGUUAUCAAAAAAAGAUUAAAUUAGAAAGUUAAUUGAUAAUUAGUUUUAUUAGGGCAAUGUUAUGUCUAUAAAAUAAACUCUAAUGGUAAAUAAUGAAAGCUAUGAAAAUGAAUUUUUAUAAAAGCCUCCCUCAUAUUAAUUUUAAUAUUUAUAAUUGGACAGAGGAAAACUAUAAUCAGUAAUAUAUAUUGACUAAUAAGAUUAAUGCAAAAGAAUCAAGUAGAACAAAAUUAAGAAAUAAUUCUGUUAGCAAUUAAAAGAAUGAAAAUGAAAUAAAUUUAAUUUAAUAGUUGAAGCUUAAAAUUAGCAAAUUAUAAUCAUUGCUUCAAGAUCUGUUUAGCCUUUUAAAAUAAAAUGAAAAAGAUCAUAAUGGGCUUAUUACUGAAUUGCAUCAGAGAUUUAUUUCUAUAAUUAAAAAUAAUAAUGAAACCUAACCUAUGAAUUAAUUGAAUUUUUAUAAACAAAAUGGAUAAAUUUAUGGUUUAUCGACAAAUGAUUUAAAUGAUUGUAAUUUAACUAAAGAAACAUAGAAUGUUAAUGAAAAUAUUAAAGAAAUAUCAAUAUUUCAUUAUUAGGGAAUUUGUAAAAUGAUAAAAUUAUUGACUUUUAAUCAUCAAUCAUUUCUCUUUGGUGAAAUCUAAGAAGACAAAAUACUUUAAGAGAAAUAAUUUUUAUUAACAUAAAAUUAAAGUUUCAAAUCAAUAUUUUUCGAUUAAGGGGAAUCUAAUUAAUUGACAGGUUUUCUAGAAUUAAAUUCUACAUUUUCUAUUGAUAGUAUUCAACAAUAAGGAAGAAUUACAGAUGAAUUUAAUUAAGAAUACGAGCUUCAUGAUAUAAAUAUGUUAACAAAUUAAGGAAACAUAGUUGGAGCCUAGGGUAUCUAUAGAAAAGAUAUUGAUUCUGAAAUAUAAUUAUUAGAAGGGAAGCCAUUCAUAAACUCUUCUUAUUUGAAUUCAGAAAUAAAUGAUUGCCCUUAUGAAAUUUAAAGAUAAUUAUAUGAAUUUGAAGUUCAUUAAAAUAAAGAAAAUUUAACAAUAGAUAAAAUAACUUUAAAGUACUCAAUUAUAAGUAAUAUUUUGAUGAUAAUUUUUAAUAGAUAAAUUAAAUUAAAAUAAAACUAAACUUUAAAUUGAAAUAGGAAAACUAAAAGAUACAAAUUAUCAAAUUUUGAAAAAUUAAGUGUAAAAAGGAAAAAAUUUAUCUAUAACAUAUUCAAAUGUAAAUGAUUAAAAUAGUCUAACUAAUAUCGAAUUGAUUUGA
Messenger RNA from Paramecium sonneborni, 1262 nucleotides. NCBI's taxonomy places the organism in Eukaryota, Ciliophora, Oligohymenophorea, Peniculida, Parameciidae. The record is from the annotation of a GenBank genome assembly.